CAUCACAUUAUCAACUUCGGCACUGUACUGCUCAACAAAAUUCUUCAAAAUCAGGCCCUUGUUUCGGAGUUCGGCCAAUCAUCAAUUAUCAGAAGUUCGUGCCUCAGGAUCUAACAUCACUUACGAACGAAAUAGAGCAGGAAUAUAUCAGGGAAAACAUCGCAAAAGAGGAGUUUACUUGGUUCAGAAUGGACUACGGUUUGCUAUGCAGCGAGGGGGAAGAGAUACGAAGGGCCGUCGCCGACCCAGUUUUGCUACACGAUGAUCAAGUGCUACAAAAACUCUUAGAGGUUGAGGAUAAAUACGUGAAUGCCUCAUCCUAUUUCAAAUUUGUACAAACAGAAUUAAAACCUUACAUGAGAAAAAUGGUAGCUACGUGGAUGUUGGAAGUUUGCGAAGAACAGAAAUGUGAAGAGGAAGUCUUACCGUUGGCAUUAAAUUAUCUAGAUCGCAUUUUAUCUGUGAUCAACAUCAAGAAGAGUCAACUACAACUCCUGGCAUCAGCAUGCAUGUUCCUUAGUUCAAAACUCAAAGAGACAAUUCCACUUACAGCGGAGAAACUUGUGAUAUAUACGGACAGUUCAAUUACAUUAGAGGAAUUAAUGGAAUGGGAACUUUUGUGUUUAUAUGUGUUGAAAUGGGACUUAUCCGCUAUAACGCCAAACGAUUUCUUAGAUCAUUUACUGAAUAGACUACCUUUAGACAGCCAUCGGCGUCAGGUGAUACGAAGACAUGCACAGACCUUUAUUGCAAUAUGUUCAACAGAUGUAGCAUUCAGUAUGCACCCUCCCUCCAUGAUAGCUAGUGCUAGUAUAGCAGCAGCGAUCAAGGGUGUGUUUAGUCCAAUGUGGUAUAUGCAGAAUGGAAUAGCUGAUCUCAUCCAAAGAAUAACGGGAAUAGAAGCAGAUUGCUUACAUUCUUGCCAAGAACAAAUCGAACAGGCCCUGUCAACAAAUCUGCCUCCACCACAAGCUCAGACGCCACCAUCAAAAUGUCCGCCAAUGGAGCAGCCCUCAACGCCAACCGACAUGAUCGACAUACAUUUCUAAGCAAAGGACGGGGAAUUUAACUCGCCACCAAGAUUUCUUCUGGGACUUUUUUGCCCCUGAGUGGGACCCUUGGAGAUUUUCUUGGACUUGACUUGUUAUCUACCUAUGGGAAUGUUGUCUCGUGUUGGACGAGAUUGCUAUUGGACAUUUUUACCGAGAAUGGUCUUGUUAGGUGAUGUGAUAAAGAAAUUGUGAUACUUAUUUUUUUAUAUAUUUGGAAAAGUUACGCUUGGUACUAUAAGUAAAAAUACUGCCAAUUUUUGAAGACUGCUGUCUGUAAGCGGUUUUUGUAGAUCAUAGAAGUAAUGCUGCAGUCAUUUUGCAGUGUUGUACAAUACUGCAGUAAAGGAUGUAACGUAUUGAUCACCAAACUGUGUUCAAAGAUCAGUUUCACGCUGUCCAAAACGUUAGUACGUUUUAUUAUAUUGGGCGUUUUGGAUGAAGCCUACCACUUACCUCACCCUUACUGUGAUAAACUGUUGCUUUUACGUGGCAACUUUAUAGCGCGGUGAAAUAUUGGUCUUCGAUGAUAACGAAUUCGGACGUAACUUUUGUACAUAACCUAUAACUAUGAUACAAUUUUAGUUUUUAUCUGAUUUGUCCAGGUUGUUGUAAUUAGUAUGUGCAAAAACGUUUGUGCGCUCUUUCCGUGUGUCCAAGUACCAAGCACCCUGGAGUGUGAAAACUACCUCAGCAAUUUUGGACACUGUGAUUAAAAACGGCGACUUUUCAUAUCAAUGGUUGUUGUACAUACUGUCAAACCUGGAGUAAAAAAGUUCAAAAGAUAUUCACUGCCUCUAACAUAUAUAACUGGUUUGCAUUUUAGUUUAUCUUGCAUCUAGCGACUCUUUUAAUACUGCUUGUCUUGUUGCAUUUCCAAAAAAAGUACAAUAUUCCAAUAUCAUGCAUUUCCGCAAUUACUCCAAUAUUCCUGCAAUCCAGAAUUAUAUUAUUCCAGAGAUAAACUUUGAGUGAUUUCAUAUAUUCCAAAAACGCAUUUAUCAAAAGUUUAAUCUGAGAAAUUCUGGCAUUAUCCACCGACGAAUAUUUUGUGAUCAAAAGACAAGUGUUCUUUCAGUUAUAACCCAAUCGAAUUACCGUACAAUGUGACAUGGUGCUAAGUCAACGCAUUUCUAAACGAUAUAUAUUUCCCCUCAACCAAACAUUCCGUGUCAAAUUUCCAUGGAAUUUUUUUGGGAUGGGGAGAAAGUGGUCUCUAGGGUUAUUGCCAUAAAACGCGUUUUUCUUGUCUGGCUGUAUUCGUAACUUAUGCAAAGGGCUAGGUAUAAAUAGUAAUUAGAGCCCGUGUAUUUAUUAUCAAUAGUACUAGUUCUGUACGCUGUGUAAUGAAUGAUAUACCUCAGUAAUUGUUUGUCUCCAUACAUCCAUUACAGUAGAACCUCCCUUAGCGGACACCUCUCUAUUAAGGACAACCUCUCUAUUAAGGACACUAGUUUUGUUCCCAAAUUGGUUGUUUCCAUUCAAUUCAACAUCUCUAAUCAGGACACCUCUAUUAAGAAGAGCACUAGUCCGUCCUGAGGGUGUCCUUAAUAGAGAGGUUCUACUGUAUUUAAUUAAUCGUUUGGUCGAUCAGAUGUCCGUUUUAGUUCUUGGUCAACAUGCCAGUUUAUUCUGUACCAAGUCGGUACAAGCCAUUUGUAUAUUGGCUCGCAAGCUACUUUCUCUCCAGGGCUUCCUCUAAAAAAAAUCAAGGGGAAAUGUCCCCCUAAAAUAACUUUGUUUUGUAAUCUGAAGAUAUUAUCAUGAUUUGUGAUCUAAAGGGCAUUUGGAGUCAAUUUAAGGGUUUUGGGUGAAAAGCAACAUCUCAGGAGGGUAAUUCACCAUAAAUACCAUUGAAAAUUUGCUUUUCCAAAUUUGUAUGUCCCACCUCAAAUUUAAUCCUGGCGGAAAAACUGUCAUUGUACCUCGAUAUUAAAACAAAGCAAGCUGAUUUAUAUGUAUUUAUUGGUAGUGCAUGAUAAACAGAUGGUCGAGUGAGAACUCAGAGAGCUCAGUGGAGAGCCCUGCAGUUUGGAAUGUUCAAUUCACUUUGAAGAACAAGUCAAUUUGUCCUGCAUACAUGUUCAAUGAUUCAAUGAUUUGACUGUCUUUUUUUCAUGCAUUAUCCAUGAAUCAAAUGAUCCAAUUCCUCUGUAGUUUAUUUCGUAUUUAUUCAAAAAGAACUGUACAGGUUGGCGUGCUUUGAUUGAACUGGCUCCUGCAAAUCACUGUAAGAGGUCAAAUAGAAUAGAGAACAAAUAAUGUUAAUUUCAUCGGUAGUCUUGGUGAUUUCCUAAGCAGCUCCGUAAUUUUAACAACUCUAAUAUUGCGGGUGAUGCAAGAAUUAUGUUAAAAACUGUUGGCAUUUGAAUUUAAAAAUAAAUCGAGUUGAAAUUUGUUUUUAAGUAUGAUGUUUGUUAUGUGAUUUGAAAUUUAUCAGUUGAGAUUUUGCAAGUGCUGUAUUCGGGCGUGAAUUUCCAAAGUGGCCAAAUUGUCAUUUACUCCACAGGUUAUUACUGAAUCAUUUUGUGGAGGAGUUAGCCGUCUGUUGCAUGCACAUUGUUGUUAAAAAUAAAUCCCUAGAUUGAAGUUAUGUUGAACUCCUCAGUGAGACAAGACCACCAUUUGAAUAUUCAUAGGUUGGAAUUUCCAUACCUAUCAAUUAGACACGAGUGUGUUUAUGUUUUUAACUCUCAAGUGCAUAUUUGGAGAGAUAUUGAAAAGAUAUUUGGUGUGGCAAGUCUACAGAUAUAAAGAAAUUCUUUGAUGAAAAAACUAAUUUUGAAUUUUGCUAAUUUGGCAAUCGUGUUUUGAGAUUUUUCUGCCAGUUGGCUGAAAAGAGUGGAAAUAUCAACUUCUGUCCAAUUUGUCGAUUAUCAAAAAAUUUCCGUGGUCAACUUCCAGUUUACUUUUCACCAUUUACUUGCCUGACUAUCCAGAAGAUCAUAUCAAAAUUUCAGAUUCACAACCCCACGCAGUAUUUGAUGCGUCGCGGUCAAACAUUGACAAUUGAACUGCGAAAAGGCUUAAAAAAUCAAUGGUGGUCUUGUCUCCAGUAAAAUCAUUAGAAUAGGAGCUUUGAAAUUUUCUAUCCUCAGUGUUGCAAAAAUGAAAAUUACGCUUUUUGAAAUUUCUCUCUUGUUGUUCUGCAUCCCAGUUAUGAGAAGUUCUAAGUUACUUUGAUGUUGACUCCUGAAAUCAUUUGAGUCAGAGUUUUAAAAUUUUCGAUUCUUGAAAUAUGUCGUGUUCUAUUCAAAUAUUCUGAAACGUAGUUACUGUUGAACUCCUUUAUAGUUAUGUAAUCAUUCAAGUAGGAGCUUUGAAAUUUUUUAUGAAAAAUUAGGUUUUAAAGUGUGUUUAGUUGCUCCAAUUAUGAACUCCUUUUAAAAUCAUUAUUCCAGUUUAAAGCCUUGAUAUAUUUCGUGAGUCGCAAAAGUAAACAAUUAGGUUUGAAUUAUCUCUUGUUAAAUCCCAAUUAUGAAUAAAUCAAGUUUUUAAAUCUUUCACACGAUUCGAGAAAAAGCUCAAAUCAAUUCCUCUGCAGUUUCAAAAAUAAAAAAUCAGCUCUCAAAAAUCUCUUUUAUAUCAAAGUUUGUUCUGGGAUUGGCAUAGCCUAAGUAAGAAUCAUUCUGUUUUUGAAAGCAUGGAAUAUUUCUAAAUCAGUUUUUUCUCAAUUUGAAUUUUCUCUCCCUUUUUUCUUAAACAGAAAAAAACCCAACUAUUGUAGUUCUGAUUAAGAUAUGUGUGUGUAAAAAAAUACCUCAGCAAAAAAAAACGAGAUAAAAAAUUAUGAUUCUGUAACCGUAUCAUAUGAAUAUACAUAUAUUAUAAGUGUUAGGUUUGACAGAAGUUGGCUUGCUUUCGUAACCGUAAAAAUAUGUCAAAUUAGUUAAUGGAUGGUUAAAAUUUUAUCGUAUCUGCCAUGUGUUCAAAGAAUGCCAUAACGUUAAAAAAGUAAAAAAGUUGGGACCAGGGCACGGUUGCUCUGUUGGCAUAGCAGUAACAAAUUUACUGAAGGAGAUAACGCUUUUUGAGUUAUUCCUUAUAUGCCGAUUGAGCAACAGGUCCAAAACAUAUCCUACGAGUAGCGUGCACAGAUGACCAAACGGACCAAAUGUACAUGACACAACAGUGAAUUUCUUUGUUGGAUUGUCAGUUCUCUAGCUUUGACCAACCGGCGAAGCCAGUUAGUGUCAGUCUGAUUUUCACUCUCGUUUAGUUGCCUGUGUGCCAGAUACUUUUAUAGGGGACAGAUAGGUUCGGAUUUGAUGGGCAUUUCAAGUUGAUUUCGCAUACUUCUAAGAUGGCACGUUGGUGCAUCUUUCUUUCGAAUGUUUUAAAAAGUUUGAAGCAAAAGGCUUACAGUUUGAUGCACAGUUUCUGGCGUUAUCAAUUACUAUUGCAUGAGUUACGAUAUUUGCAAUCUUAAUUUAUGAGUCAAUUUUAUAAGUGCUCAUUGUUUGCCUUUUUCAUUCGAUGUUUUGAUGGUAUUUUUCUCACCGUUGUCCAUUUGAAAUUUUGUUUGAAGAAAACCGAAUAUUUCUAAUAUUAAGUGUCAUCAGCAGUGUCAUACCGCUGGCAGCGCAGUACCCACUUUUUUGUCAAAGUUUGGGCCUGUAAAUCUGGCUAUUCCAACUGCCUAAUGUCAAGAAGGCUAUUCUUCUGGCUGCUUCAAUGGACAAUAUGGUUAUGUCAAUCAAUACCACACAGUUUCUUGCUCCAAGUCGUCGCAACCACAUGUCAAUUCCCAUAAUAUGUGCCCAAUUCAGCGCACGUGAAUUUUUUUGCUGAUGCGUGCACUGUUUAGAAGCAUUAACUGUAAAACCGGUGUGACAGUGAUAUGGGUGCGACUUGGCAAUGAUUCUGUCAGCAGGUUUUCAAGUCUUCUCAGUCCUUAAUUCGUAGGAACAACAAUGAUAAUUUCCAAAUGAAAAAAUUACCUUUUCGUAGGGUUAUAGAUUUUUUUCAUCAUUUGAGAAAGUUGUGGUCAGUUCUUGCACAGUACAUUAUAAGUUAUAUCAUCAUUGGUGAUGAUGGGUUAAAAUGAGAUUCAUGUCACCUUAUAGAUGGUUAUAAAGAUAUAUUUUGUACAUAUUUGAGAUGGGAGCAAAUAAAGUCUGCACUUUUUAAAUUU
Messenger RNA from Lineus longissimus, 6183 nucleotides. Its product is annotated as G1/S-specific cyclin-D2-like. Gene Ontology annotation, cellular component: nucleus; cytoplasm; cyclin-dependent protein kinase holoenzyme complex. NCBI's taxonomy places the organism in Eukaryota, Metazoa, Nemertea, Pilidiophora, Heteronemertea, Lineidae. Gene Ontology annotation, biological process: mitotic cell cycle phase transition; regulation of cyclin-dependent protein serine/threonine kinase activity. Gene Ontology annotation, molecular function: cyclin-dependent protein serine/threonine kinase regulator activity. The transcript is spliced from 5 exons. The record is from RefSeq and is a predicted model, not a curated record. The coding region runs from base 189 to 1049 and encodes 286 amino acids.